AUGAAGAUAUUCGCUGGAUCUCAAAGAAGCUUCUCUACAGUAAGCUCGUUGUUCAGAGAAUGGAGAUUAGUCGAGAGCAGACAGGUUCCUGCUCCUAAGGAGUACAAGGUUGGUGACGUGAAGCCCUUAUACAUUCCAAAGGAAAAGAAGGAGUUUCCAGAAUACCCAUAUGGUGAAUCUCCAAUCUAUAAGCAAAGCAAUAAGGGAUUGUAUGGUGCAUCUUUCAUCCAGUUCGGUAACAACAUCCCAGAAUCGAAAACGAAAACAAGACGUUCAUGGAGUCCCAACGUGAUCAGAAAGGGUCUUUGGAGUGAAACAUUGAACAGAAAGAUUAGUAUUAAGAUGACAGCCAAGGUUUUGAGAACAGUGACGAAGGAAGGUGGUAUUGACAACUACUUGACCAAGGAAAAGGCUGCCAGAAUUAAAGAAUUGGGACCCACUGGUUGGAAAUUGCGUUAUAGAAUCCUGCAAAGCAAAGAACAGGCUAAAACACCUGUCCACAAGGACGCAGAAACUGUUGUCGAUGCCAAUGGCAAUGAAGUGACCGUUUUAUUCAAGGUCACGGUCGAUGGUGAGCCAUUGAGAAUCACUGUUGGUAAGAGAAAGCUACUGCACUCGUUAUACCCAUUGGAGAAGAUGGAGCACAAGGCUGAUGGGAUGUUUUUGUCAUAUAAGAAGUUUUUAGAAGACUAUGCCUCUCGCGAAGUCGCGGAUAUUGUGUCAAGACUCAAAGAGUUGAAGUUCGACUUGAGCACAAUCACCGUAUGA
Molecule: messenger RNA, 768 nt
Organism: Kluyveromyces marxianus DMKU3-1042
Lineage: Eukaryota; Fungi; Ascomycota; Saccharomycetes; Saccharomycetales; Saccharomycetaceae
Gene: MRPL24
Product: mitochondrial 54S ribosomal protein bL28m
Exons: 1
Coding region: 1-768 (255 amino acids)
Cellular component (GO): mitochondrial large ribosomal subunit
Molecular function (GO): structural constituent of ribosome
Source: RefSeq, a predicted model, not a curated record